Esox lucius (northern pike) is the source of this 3262-nucleotide messenger RNA. Its product is annotated as MAU2 chromatid cohesion factor homolog. The record is from RefSeq and is a predicted model, not a curated record. Gene Ontology annotation, molecular function: double-stranded DNA binding; protein binding. The transcript is spliced from 19 exons. Gene Ontology annotation, cellular component: chromatin; SMC loading complex. The coding region runs from base 71 to 1882 and encodes 603 amino acids. Gene Ontology annotation, biological process: mitotic sister chromatid cohesion; maintenance of mitotic sister chromatid cohesion. NCBI's taxonomy places the organism in Eukaryota, Metazoa, Chordata, Actinopteri, Esociformes, Esocidae.
AACAAAGAUCGCGAUUUCACGGGAAAACACGCGAGGGUGACACAGCGCUCUUGUUGUUGUUGUCGGGAAAAUGGCGUCCAACGUAGAGGCCCCGGAGUCUUGGUACCUCGCCCUCCUCGGCUUUGCAGAGCAUUUCCGUACCUCAAGUCCACCUAAAAUACGUCUCUGUGUACAUUGCCUUCAAGCUGUUUUCCAGUUCAAACCACCGCAAAGGGUGGAGGCAAGAACCCACCUUCAACUCGGCUCGGUCCUCUAUCAUCAUACGAAGAACAGCGAGCUCGCGCGGAGCCACUUAGAGAAAGCGUGGUUCAUAUCACAACAAAUCCCUCAGUUUGAAGAUGUUAAAUUUGAGGCUGCAAGUCUUUUAUCAGAACUUUACUGUCAGCAGGUACCGAAUCUGGUGGAUUCCGCAAAGCCUUUACUCCGAAAGGCAAUUCAGAUCUCACAGCAAACACCCUACUGGCACUGUCGCCUGCUGUUUCAACUGGCGCAACUGCACACUUUAGAGAAGGACCUUGUGUCUGCAUGUGACCUCCUGGGUGUUGGUGCCGAGUAUGCCAGAGUGGUGGGCUCAGAAUACACAAGGGCACUGUUUCUCCUGAGCAAAGGAAUGCUUUUACUGAUGGAGAGGAAGCUGGGCGAGGUGCAUCCUCUGCUCACUCUGUGUGGGACCAUUGUGGAGAACUGGCAGGGAAACCCCAUUCAAAAGGAGUCUCUCAGAGUCUUCUUCUUGGUGCUGCAAGUCACACACUACCUGGAUGCUGGACAGGUGAAGAGUGUGAAGCCCUGUCUGAAGCAGCUGCAGCAGUGCAUCCAGACAAUCUCCACACUCCACGACGACGAGAUCCUGCCCAGUAACCCCGCUGACCUCUUCCACUGGCUGCCCAAGGAGCACAUGUGUGUCCUCGUCUACCUGGUAACCGUCAUGCACUCCAUGCAAGCAGGAUAUUUGGAGAAGGCACAGAAAUACACAGACAAAGCACUCAUGCAACUGGAGAAGCUAAAAAUGCUGGACAGCAGUCCCAUCCUCUCCACGUUCCAGGUGAUUCUGCUGGAGCACAUCAUCAUGUGUCGGCUAGUCACUGGUCACAAAGCCACCGCAUUACAGGAGAUCUCCCAGGUCUGCCAGCUGUGCCAACAGUCCCCCAGGUUAUUCACAAAUCACGCCGCCCAACUCCACACUCUACUAGGUCUGUACUGUAUCUCCGUCAACUGUAUGGACAACGCAGAGGCACAGUUCACCGCCGCUUUGCGGGUAAGUGACUUAACCACACACCAGGAGCUGUGGGCGUUCAUCGUGACAAACCUAGCCAGCGUCUACAUCAGGGAAGGGAACAGACAUCAGGAGCUCUACAGUCUCCUUGAGAGGAUAAACCCUGAUCAUAACUUCCCUGUGAGUUCCCACUGUCUCCGUGCUGCAGCUUUCUACAUCCGAGGGCUCCUGUCAUUCUUUCAAGGUCGCUACAACGAGGCCAAACGUUUCCUUCGAGAAACUCUGAAGAUGUCCAACGCGGAAGACCUGAAUAGACUGACGGCCUGCUCACUGGUUCUGCUAGGCCAUAUAUUCUAUGUGCUGGGAAACCACAGGGAAAGCAACAAUAUGGUGGUCCCAGCAAUGCAGCUUGCGAGUAAAAUCCCUGACAUGUCUGUGCAGUUGUGGUCCUCUGCUCUUUUAAAAGAUCUGAACAAGGCCCUGGGGAACACCAUAGAUGCCCAUGAAGCAGCUCAGAUGCACCAGAACUUCUCCCAGCAACUUCUCCAGGACCACAUCGCUGCCUGCAGCCUCCCCGAACACAACCUCAUCAGUUGGACGGACGGCCCACCGCCGGGGCAAUUUCAGGCACAGAAUGGCCCGACGACCAGCCUGGCCAGCCUGCUAUGAGCACACGGCACACCAAACAUACCAGAGAUGGAGAGCAAAGUAACAACACACAAGGGCUACCUUCCUUCCGGCCUCAAAGAUGUAGAAAUGUCAUCCUUUUUUUUUUUCCCCCUUCUUAGGAAAAUUAGAGGGGUAGUGGGAAAACAUUGUAGCAGUUAUAUUAUUAAUUUAUUCAUGUUUAUAUUUUUCUAACCAUUGAAAAAUAUUUUAAAGCUUUGUAUUAAUGCAAUUUUUUGUAUGCAUGGAAGUUACUGAUGUUGACUCGCUCUACAGGUAUUCGCUAAACAUCUGGUGUGGAUUUUCACGGCUAGUCAUUGUUCUGUAGCGCUACACCCUCGUGAGUUAGUAUGUAGUUCCAAUUGCCAUUACUUCUCAUGUAUUGAACCACUAACGUUUAUUUUUACGUUUGAAGAGGAACAACAGUCACAUGAUCAACCUGUUCAAAUGGCUGAGCUCCUCCAAAACCGUACUGUUGUUAUAAAGUGAUCUCACCUUUUGUCUAAAACUGACCUCAUCCUAUCUCAGACAUAUCACAAAGCCCAAUGAAAUGCCUGUGUGCAUCUGGUCGAUCGGUGAGGGAUGCACUGCUCCGCCCAUUUCAGUAGGCUAGAAUAGGUUGUUCUCUUUUUGGUCUUUUAAACCAAUGAUUUGGUUGCACAGUGAGACUUUCAGCUGGAAGGAGAUUUCAGAUGGAUGGUCAUGUCACUGUGCUGACCCUUUAGUUUGGACUUGAAUGUAAAAGUUGCAGUGUUAAGCUCAAGGGUUUUAAUCUUCCUGCAAGAGGGUGUGAUGGAAGUAUAGCAUGUCUGAGUGCAUUUUUAUUUAACGGUCCAGUGGAUGUCCCUGUUGCGCUAUGAUGAGUUGAACCUGCUUUGAGAGCAUUCAUGAUUUUGUAAUAUUGGAUCACCAAUAGGUCACCAAUUUGCAACCUUUGAAAGUGCAUCAUAAAUUCAUAACUUCGAUUUACUGUACAUAUUAAUUCUAGGUCAUUCAUUGAGUUCUAUAGUUCUUGAAAUUUCACCUUUUUCUAACAUAAGAGGAACGUUGGAUAAAGAAAAGCAAUGUAUUACUUUUUGUAAUAUUGUAAUUUCUUUAUAGUCCUUAUGAAGAUAUUUCUUUACAUUGUAUAGAUAUGCCACACGCAAAACCUUUAUUGUACAGUGACAUUUUAUAAUGUAAAUGCAGUCAAGUGUAAUGUAUUUUAAACUAAUCCAACUAAAUGCUUGAUAUUUAAGUCAAUCUAUAUGGACACAUCAGAAGCUUGAGUACUUGCCAUAUUCUAUUCAAUGCCUAUGUUUUUAUUGCUUUAUAUUGUUUUUCAAGAAUUUUGGGACAUAAGUCAGAAUAAACAUGGUAUUUACAACCAUACUUUUACAAUGA